Molecule: messenger RNA, 567 nt
Organism: Phycomyces blakesleeanus NRRL 1555(-)
Lineage: Eukaryota; Fungi; Mucoromycota; Mucoromycetes; Mucorales; Phycomycetaceae
Product: C2H2-type zinc finger transcription factor
Exons: 4
Coding region: 1-567 (188 amino acids)
Source: RefSeq, a predicted model, not a curated record
AUGCAUACUUCUGGACUCAUUUCAAGAAAACGGAAACUAGAAACCGACGAAGAUAUAUCCCAGAUUAACAACGAUCCUUUAGCAAAAGGGUUCUUAGAAAGCUUUAAUGAGAGACGGAAGAGAGUACGCCCGAACGAUGACAUUCGCCCCACCUCUACUUUCACUUCUUUAUGGCGCACCGACUCCAAUAAAAAGCUUCCAAAGAUAAUUGAUUUCUCUAGUGAGACCUAUGUCUGUUUUAAGGAAAAUUGUAACUCUCGAUCUUUCACCUGGAGCGACUUGUGCCUUCACGUACAAGAACAACAUUCAGAAAAGUGCGCAUCGUGCGGCGAACUGCUUAUCUGUCAGGCUCAGAUAGAUCAUCACCGUAAGAUCCAUGAAAGCCCAAAAGGGUUUGUGUGUGGAGAAGAUGGUUGUGAGAAAAUUUUCUCGACAAGGUUAUAUAAUAGAGAGGGUAUCUUCGAGCCUGAAUUGCAAACGUUUGCAAAUUUUUAUUUUACGCGGCGAAUUAAAUUCCAAUACUUGUUUUGCAAAUUUCAUGGUGGAGGCCAUUUAGUGAGCAUUUGA